Messenger RNA from Rubroshorea leprosula, 1232 nucleotides. The record is from the annotation of a GenBank genome assembly. Lineage: Eukaryota; Viridiplantae; Streptophyta; Magnoliopsida; Malvales; Dipterocarpaceae.
AUUUACACGUCGAGGCGGAAAGCUCCGGCGAGGAUAUGGGGAUAGUGGAGGAUGCUCACAACGUGAAGGUCGUGGGGUCCGGCGAGAGAGUCAUAGUCCUGGCUCACGGAUUCGGCACCGACCAGUCGUUGUGGAAGCACCUGGUGCCCCACCUGGUGGAUGAGUACCGCGUGGUUCUCUACGACAACAUGGGCGCCGGCACCACCAACCCCGACUACUUUGAUUUCGAUAGGUACUCCACCCUUGAAGGAUACUCACAUGAUUUGCUCGCAAUCCUGGAGGAGCUCCAAAUCGAUUCCUGUAUCUUUGUUGGCCACUCUGUUUCUGCCAUGAUUGGCGCCAUCGCUUCGAUCACUCGCCGUGAUCUCUUCACCAAACUCAUCAUGAUCUCCGGCUCCCCAAGAUAUUUGAACGAUGUGGAUUACUAUGGGGGAUUUGAGCAAGAAGAGCUGGACCAACUGUUCGAAGCAAUGCGGGCGAAUUACAAGGCUUGGGCGUCCGGGUUCGCUCCGCUGUGCGUGGGGGGCGACAUGGAUUCAGUCGCGGUGCAGGAAUUCAGUCGGACCCUGUUCAACAUGAGGCCUGACAUAGCCCUGAGUGUGGCGCAGAUCAUAUUCCAGAGUGACAUGAGGCAUAUCCUGGGUCUAGUCACUGCCCCCUGCCACAUAAUACAGAGCAUGAAGGACUUGGCCGUCCCUGUGGUGGUGUCGGAGUACCUACACCAGCAUCUCGGCGGGGAUUCCAUCGUUGAAGUCAUGUCGUCGGACGGACAUCUACCCCAGUUGAGUUCACCGGAAAUCGUAAUCCCCGUGCUCCUUAGGCACAUUCGUCAUGAUAUAGCUGUUUAAUUAGUCAAGUGUUUUAAUAAGCUUAAUUAAGGAGUUGACAAUUAGCCAAUUAGGUUAAUUGUCGGUAAUCUUUCGUUUUAGUUGUUGCCGAUCCGCCGGUGUGAUUGUUUAUGUCGGCCGGCGGUUUGUUUUUAGAAAUUUAACUAUGUCACUUUUGUGCUUUCAAGUUUCAAUGUUGGCUUGGCUUUCGAUGCGUUCAGUGAUCGGCGGAUUUGCAUGUCUAACGUUCAGGACACGUGUCGAACUUAAGCAAGCAGCGUGAUGGCCCGCGCCUGAUUGAAUCCGGUGGACGGUUCAUCCGAUCAGAAUAUCUAUUUUUCAGUUGCUGAUACGUAGCAAGACUUAUUUAUUAAUCAUUACUUUUAUUAAAGAAAAUUCAGAACA